AGAAUAUGUAACGUUACCGUUUUCUCAGUUGUCAUGGUACGCGCUUCUCUAGAUAGAGACGCAUCAUUAAUAGCAAUUAUCAAACCCCUGUACUCCUCCAUGCGCUCUGUUGUGUCUACUAUAAAUACCAUCGCUGCCCUUAUGUAUUACCCAAACCUCCUAAGUAUGCUUUAGACAGAAAGUAGCAGCAAGCCUUCAUAGAAGUUGAGAUUGAUCAGCAAUCAGUUUUAUCUUUAGGACCCGGCGGAGCGCUCAUAUGUAACUGGACAUCGUGGCUCCAUUUCAGAAAGAUUGCUUAUCUCUCUCCACCUCUGUUCACAACUCAGCUGGGCUGAGAAACCAGCCUAAACCAUCCAAGAGUUGCUCUCCAUCGGGAAGCGCUUGUUUACGCGUAGAUGGACUUGGAUAAAUCUUGGACUACAGUGAAACUGCUACUUAAGCUUUUUAUUUUCUCUCUCCAUGCGCCAUUCCGGCGAACACUGCGCCAGGCACCGUAAAGUCAAGCUUAUUUCGUGAACAGCCGUGGAUUAUUGGAGUCUCUAGUGGAAAAGAAGCUUUCAAUAUCAGCUGAUCUUUUCCAGGAUCACUGUUUGGAAGAAUAAAUGCUUCGUUAGAAAGACUGAAAGUUACAGGAAAGUUGUAACAAAAGGAGAAAGCGGUGUUUUUCCUUAAGCGCAACGCACGAGUUGUGCGUGAAUUUAACGUUUAUUGACAAUUUAUUUGCUAAAUAGAGCAAGACACAAAAAGGCUGUCAGCUUCGAGUUCAGAUCUGUCAGCGAAUUCUGUAAAUUACUUGUUGAACGAGCAGCUCGUCCCAGGGGCGCUUUCGAAUGAUGCUGCCAGAUGCAAACAGCGUUUCUGACAGAGGAUCAAGAUCAAAUGUCUGCUGACAUCUGAGAGGUGUCACUCCCCUCUGAGCAUCGCUUCUGACCACUGGUUGACCUUUUCAUUGGCGAUUACCACCACGGAAGUGCACGUGUUGGCACAUCUCAUCAGCCAGUCAGACGAGGUGGCAAUCAAAGGCAGAAAAAACAAAAACUGAAUGGAGGCUAAUCCUUUCUUCAACCUGCUCACACUCAAGUGCAAGAUGCUGUUUCUAAAUGCUCGAUUGCGCUGCUCAAACCUGCAAAAAUACUAGACACAGCCAGAGAAGAAGCAGCAGCUUUAGAGACAAAAAAGAAAGUGUACAGAAACCAUAAAGAAAAGAUCAGCAAUGUUUUGGCCUAUAUUAUUCACCCUGCAGGCUGUGUGCACCAGUGUAGCACACGCUAUGCAACAUUACCCAGCAGCCUGGGGACACUAUGACGUGUGCAAGUCGCAGAUCUAUACAGAGGAGGGCCUGGCAUGGGACUACAUGGCCUGUCAGCCAGAAGCCACCGACAUGACAAAGUACCUACGAGUGGCCCUCGACCCCCCAAACAUCACGUGUGGAGAUCCGCCCGAGACGUACUGCGCCUUGGAGAAUCCUUACAUGUGCAACAAUGAAUGCGAUGCUGAUACAGAGGAGCUGGCUCAUCCUCCUGAGCUCAUGUUUGACUUUGAGGGUCGUAACCCUACGACUUUUUGGCAGUCAACGUCGUGGAAGAAGUACCCAAAACCCCUGCAGGUCAACAUCACUCUUUCAUGGAACAAGACAGUAGAGCUGACUGAUGACAUUGUAAUUACUUUUGAGUCGGGUCGACCAGAGCAGAUGGUUCUUGAAAAGUCCCUUGACUAUGGUCGGACCUGGACCCCUUACCAGUUCUAUGCCACUGACUGCUUAGACGCUUUUACCAUGGAACCCAAGACAGUGAAUGACCUUACCCAACGCACCCUGCUCGACAUCAUUUGCACCGAGGACUACUCUCGCGGCUACGUGUGGAAAAAUGACAAGACUGUUCGAUUUGAGAUAAAGGAUCGCUUCGCUCUGUUUGCCGGACCCCGACUACACAACAUGGCCUCGCUAUACGGCCAGCUGGAUACCACUAAGAACCUGAGGGAUUUCUUCACGAUCACUGAUCUGAGGGUUAAACUACUGAAACCGGCAACUGGAGCCACCAUGGUGGAUGAAAACAACCUGUCCAGAUAUUUCUACGCCAUCUCUGACAUCAAAGUACAGGGCAGGUGCAAGUGCAACCUGCAUGCCAACAGCUGUGUGUUUGACAAGGGGAAGCUGGGCUGUGAGUGUGAACACAACACCACAGGGCCGGACUGCAGCCGCUGCAAGAGGCACUACCACGGAAGAGCCUGGAGCGUGGGCUCCUACCUGCCCAUUCCCAAAGGAACUGCUAAUAUAUGCAUUCCCAGUAACCAAGGCCCAGUGCAUCGAGCAAAUGCUUCAUCACUUGGUGUUGCAAAUCGUAACCAAGCUCGGGUGUGCGACAACACGAUGCUUCGCUGUCAGAACGGCGGCACGUGCCACCACCAUCAGCGGUGCCACUGUGCCCCCGGCUUCAUGGGCGUCCUGUGUGAGAGAGCUCGCUGCCAGGGACCCGGAGAGUGCGAUGACCAGCUGUCUGGACGGGCAGUGCUCCAUCAUUGCCCCAUAGGUCACCAUCUUUUCCUUUCCCUCGUAGUGAUUUCAGUUGUUUCCCUUUGCUGAGAGACCAGAACCAAAUCCUCCACUAAGACUGAACUUUCAACCUGUACGGAGAUAAAAAACAAAACAAAAGAAUGUGUAGACGAUGCGCUCAGCGUGCAAUAUAGCAACUCUUUUGUACAUCCGGAGCCACGGCGGUGCAUGGGUGACAACAACAUUACUGCAGGUUGUGCACUAAUGCAUCAAACUGAAUGAUAUACAGAUUUAUAAAAAGACUUGAUGAAGACACUGUUGUUUUGUAACUCCACAGAAACAAAACUAAACCUGUAAGGCACCCUUGCUUUGUGAUAACGCCAUUGUCAAAUAUUCCAUCCAAGGGAAACUGGAGAUUCUGCUCUGAUUAGAGCAAACAGACUCAUCGUUUCUAAGCAUCAUCUGCAGUUAGAGUAGAAUAAUGGACAGAAUUUAAAACAUCUUGCUUCACUGCCUCCUACCUUCUCUCCUGUUCUCUCCCCCUUUCCCUGUGCUUUAGUGAACCUGGUGAUUUUACUUUGCUGAAGGGUGUCGGAUGUUUUGCAAACUGCUGCACAUGCAGCACUAUCAACCUCUUUCCUUCCAAGGACCAGUCUAGUACCUUUUUGAUUUACAGAGGCUUUGUAGUCUUGCUUGAGCUCACCUGUAUCAGAAAAAAAAGAAAGUUGUAACAUACUGUAACUGUAUUUAAUUUUGUAUAAAACAGAUAUUUUCAUGACUACGCUAAGGAUAAAAAAGACAGAUGUAUUACUUGUUUUCUAUUGCCGUGCCCUUCAGUAGACGUGGACAAGUAAGGAUGUCGGUUGUGUUAUUUCUCUUCCUUUGAGAGCUGCUUUCAGAAAAUAUGUUUACAUACACACUCACACAAUACACUUUCACCAAAGCGCAAAAGAAAAUCAUGUCUUUGUCUUGUUGUUGAGCAGUAAUAACUUUACUAGGCAGUAACGCGACAUUCGAGACAAGAUGUACACCGUUUGUCGACAAGUGCAGGCAAACGGCAAGAGUUGAAUGUCAUUUUAAAGGCUUUUUAAAAGCGAUGGGUUUCAGUCAUUGACCAUUUCACCGAAGCAGAGGUUGCUGAUGAUUAUAUAUCGGCCUGUGCUGCAACACGUUGCUGCUGAGCUCGGGAAAUGAAGGCGAAACGGAGGAAUGUUGAGCCAAAAUCCCAUCAACCUUAUGUAAAUUUAACAAGAGGAGAAAAGAAGAUUGCACGGCUGUCGCAGAGGUUGUCCAUCUCAAAUCUGUAAUCCGAUCCAGUCCUCCAAUCAAAUGGUAAGAGGGGAAGGUUUUCUGAACUGCCACGGCUGAAAGGCUGCAUCCUGCUGUGGGAGCCACCACAAAACUGCACGUUCAGGAAAUGAGCUUUAAUUUAUGGAGGGUCAUUGAAUAGAAAUGAAGGUGCAUCCCACUGGGCCACAUAUUGAGGACUGAGACCAAUUUUAUUUGAGAGAUUAAUUUUACUCGGGAGGUUGUCGUCAAACACCUAAUUGUGCUGAAGUUUAAUGUAAGUGCCUCUCAUUAAAAGACACUGUCUACGAUAGAACAGAA
Nothobranchius furzeri (turquoise killifish) is the source of this 4099-nucleotide messenger RNA. Its product is annotated as netrin-G1. The record is from RefSeq and is a predicted model, not a curated record. Gene Ontology annotation, biological process: substrate adhesion-dependent cell spreading; tissue development; animal organ morphogenesis. Lineage: Eukaryota; Metazoa; Chordata; Actinopteri; Cyprinodontiformes; Nothobranchiidae. Gene Ontology annotation, cellular component: basement membrane.